AUGCACUUCUCGCCAUAUUUCGUCGUGCGGGCGGCUGCGCGCGUGGCGUUCCUGCUCACACUUCCCGCCCUUGCUGCGCUGCAUCAGUGGGUCGCGCUGCUGCUGGUCAUUGCAGUAGGCUGGUGUGUCAAGGACUGGGAUGAAUCGCCAUUGCGAGGCAUCCCAGGCCCGCCCGUCGCGGCCUGGACUAGGUUUUGGCAUAUUAUACACGUCCUGCGAGGCGAUCAGAACACGGUCCUGGUGGAUCUCCACGAGAAGCAUGGUCCCUUCGUUCGCAUCGCCCCAGACGAAGUUUGUGUGAGGCAUCCGGAUGGCGUCAAGAAGAUUCUACAGGCGCCACUGGCCAAGGCCUACUGGUACGAGGGCUUGACCAUGCCAGACUACAGGUAUCGAUCACCCAUGUCCUUGACCGACAUGAAGCGCAAGAACGAGCUGGCCAGGUGUUGGUCUGCUGGCUAUACGCUGAGCAACAGUCUUCAGAGCGAAGGCGCGAUUGAUGAGGUAAUCAAGAUCUGGCUCGAGAAGCUGGACCAUUUCGCCGAGUCGGGGGAGGCUUUUGACCUCGACAAGUAUCUGCACUUUGUGGCAUUUGACAUGGUCGGCGAGUUCCUCUUCUCGAAGCAAUUCGGGUUCGUCAAGGAGGGUCGCGAUAUUGGCGGCAUCAUAGGGAAUAAUAUUCCUCUCAGCGCCUUCGCGUCCAUUUUGGGGUUUAAGCCCAUGCGUUGGCUCCAUUUCGCAGUGUUGGGCAACCCCGUCGUGACGACUCUCAAGCUGCUGCCCGCUGGCCACGUCUUCGAGACGGCCAUGGAGGCUCUUGACAACCGCAUGGACAACCCUGACAGCCGCUACGACGCUCUGGCGCACUGGAUGCAAGCGGUGGAUAAGAAUCCAAACAUAGUCAACAAGCGAGAUUUGCAAGCAAACGUGAUGAGCGCCGUCGCCGGAGGAAACGACACAGUCUCGUGUGCUCUUCAGGCAUUCGUGUACUAUAUGAACCGCCAUGCGGACGCUUGGUUCCGCGCGUGGGAAGAGAUGGAUGCCGCCAUGAGCACAGGUCGCUGUCGGGACCCGGUGGUCAGCUUUGCCGAUGCGCAGCAGCUACCGUUCCUACAGGCGUGUAUGAAGGAGGCGCUCCGCAUCUUCUCGCCCGUGCCAAUGGGCCUGCCACGUAAAGUUGGCGAGGGAGGCCUUUCCAUCGGCGACCACUUCUUCCCCAAGGGCACAGUGCUGUCCAUCCAUCCGUGGGUCAUCCACCAUAGCAAGCAACUGUGGGGAGACGAUGCGCAAGUGUUCAACCCAGAUCGAUGGUUGCAGAGGGACAUUGCCUCUCGUGAGAAGUUUUUUCUUCCGUGGGGUCAGGGAUCCGCGUCCUGUCCUGGACAGCAUUUAGCACGCAUCGAGCUGUACAAAGUGACAGCUACACUUGUCAGGGACUACAUUGUCCAUCAAGCUGAUCCGACGCAGGAGUGGCGGUGGAAGGCCAAUUCGUCGACGAAAGAUCACACCAGCCUCCCCGGUCUUUUCGGGUCACACAACGUCUCAUCACAACCUCCCACGCUCAUCAUGUCGCAGCGCAUGGAGAAGCCCAUCAACACUCAAGCCGGACGCCAGUAUUGGCAAGCGAGCAGCGCUGACGAUGAUGGUAUGCUAGGAGGCGUGCUUUCGCAGCAAGGCUUUUCUUCCGUCUCCCGAGUUGAUCUGCAAGGCUCCCGAACAUUCUUGGCAAGGCUUGGAGUCGGAACCAAGCGUGGUCGCAAGUCACUAGACUGUGUGCUCGAAGGCGGUGCAGGCAUCGGAAGGGUGACCAAGGGGCUGCUCCUGAAUGUGGCAACAGAUGUGGACGUUGUGGAGCCUAUCGUCAAAUUCACAGAUCAGAUCAAAGGGCAUGAAGGCGUUCGACAUAUCUUCAACGUGGGCCUUGAAGAAUGGGAACCCCCCGCGGGUGUCAAGUACGACUUGAUUUGGAUGCAGUGGUGUCUCAGCCAACUCUCAGAUGCGCAAGUGGUCAAGUGCUUGAACACCUGCAAGAGAAUUGUCACUUCACCGUCGACCCUGGUCAUCGUGAAGGAGAAUCUCAGUACGAGUGAUGGAGAUAUCUUCCACGAAGAGGAUGACAGUGUCACAAGGACGGAUGCGAAAUGGCGUCGAUUAUUCGCAGAAGCGGAUAUGGUCGUUGUCAGCACAGAGCUGCAAAGAGGGUUCCCCGAGGGUGGGGGCCAAGCGCUGCUUCCUGUGCGGAUUCCCGCGCGGCUGCCCAAGACGGCGUGA
Molecule: messenger RNA, 2268 nt
Organism: Emericellopsis cladophorae
Lineage: Eukaryota; Fungi; Ascomycota; Sordariomycetes; Hypocreales; Bionectriaceae
Product: Pisatin demethylase-like protein
Exons: 8
Coding region: 1-2268 (755 amino acids)
Biological process (GO): N-terminal protein amino acid methylation
Molecular function (GO): heme binding; iron ion binding; monooxygenase activity
Source: RefSeq, a predicted model, not a curated record